This is a messenger RNA of Colletotrichum tamarilloi, 525 nucleotides long. RefSeq lists its product as uncharacterized. Lineage: Eukaryota; Fungi; Ascomycota; Sordariomycetes; Glomerellales; Glomerellaceae. The coding region runs from base 1 to 525 and encodes 174 amino acids. The transcript has a single exon. The record is from RefSeq and is a predicted model, not a curated record.
AUGAGUACGGGGGACAAGAAAGCGGCAUGCCUCACCCAAAGAUGCCCGUCGACAAGUCUGCCCCUCUCGGGCUGGGCGCCCUCUUCUAACACAGUCUGGUCAGCAGGGUUCAUUUGCAGAGGGGUUCUUCCCGACCAAGGAACAAAAAGUCUUCAGAAAGAACUUACCGGCCAGCUCGACGCUGUGGCCAUCGUGGCCAACGUGGGCACGCCCAAGAAGUGGCGAAGUACCUUCCGGGGGUGCGGAAUUCGGCUGGGCGACAUCACAGGCGCCGUGGACAGCCGGGCCGGUACGGAUGCCAGGAUCCGGCACAUCGACGCCGGCCUGGCCAUAAUGGCCACGAUGGACGGGCCGGAGGUGUACAGGGUCAGGGCGAUAAGCCGGCGCCUCAGACGGCUCCUACGGGACCCCCCGGGUAACGAUAAUACCCAUAUAAAAGAACAGAUUAUGCUGGACCUGGCUGCCCACGCGGGCUGGCACCAGGAGGUCCUGUGCGCGUUGGAGUGGGUGAAGCUCGCCCUGUAG